GUGGCAGGGGUGUGCUCCGCAAGUAAAACCUGAAAAACCCUACUAAAACCCCCACACUUGAACGAACCUCUGAGAGUUAAAGCAUUGUUUGGUUUUAGAUUAAAGUCAUAAAAAAUGGCGAAAACAUUUUGUGCGGGAUUGGUCUCAGCCAUGACAGCUGCAGUUGCAGCUGGCUUCAACCCAAACGCUUCUUACGCCGACGCCUCUUUCGCUUACCCUCCGUCUUCUCCGAUUUCCGAUUCCACUUCGCCACCGCCAAAGAAGGUUCCAAACCAUCACCCGCGAACCACCUCUGCGGGUUUCGACCCUGAGGCUCUCGAGAGAGGCGUCAAAGCCCUCAAGGAAAUCACCCAUUCCCCUCACUCCAAAAACCUCUUCGAUGUCAUCAAAAAGCAAGAGGACACUAAACAAUCUGAAUUCGCUUCAAAAGUUGCUCAGUUUAAACAAAUGCAAACACAGCAUGAAACCGAAAGGCAACGGAUUAUAUAUGAUGAACAGAGAAAGCUUGCACAGCAUCAGGCUCAAACUAAAUCCCAAAUGGCCAAGUACGAGGAUGAAUUGGCAAGGAAUAGGAUGCAGGCAGAGAAUGAGUACCAGAAAGCCAGGAACCAAGAGCUAGUAAAACUGCAAGAAGAAUCGUCCAUAAGGCAAGAGCGAACUCGGCGUGCAACUGAAGAGCAGAUUCAAGCACAGCGACGCCAAACCGAAAGAGAGAAGGCUGAGAUUGAACGUGAAACAAUCAGAGUAAGGGCUAUGGCAGAAGCAGAAGGAAGGGCCCAUGAAGCAAGGCUCGGUGAAGAAGUUAAAAGGCGAAUGCUAGUUGAUCGUGCUAAUGCAGAGAGAGAGAAAUGGAUUGCUGCCAUUAAUACUACUUUUGAACAUAUUGGAGGGGGCCUAAGAGCUGUUCUAACGGAUCAAAAUAAAUUGGUUGUAGCAGUUGGUGGGGUGACUGCUCUGGCAGCUGGCAUCUACACGACAAGGGAAGGUGCACGGGUUAUUUGGGGAUAUGUAGAUAGAAUAUUGGGACAACCAUCAUUGAUCCGAGAGUCCUCCAGAGGGAAAUACCCGUGGUCUGGCAUGUUUUCUCAAGCCAUGAGCUCCCUGUCUCAUCGUACUGAUCCAGCAUUUGCUGCAAAAGUUGGAAAUGGUUUUGGUGAUGUUAUUUUGCAUCCUUCACUUAAUAGAAGAGUUGAGCAGCUGGCAUCAGCAACUGCUAAUACAAAAGCACAUCAAGCACCAUUCAGAAACAUGCUUUUUUAUGGCCCUCCGGGGACAGGAAAGACAAUGGCUGCUAGAGAGUUGGCUCACAAAUCGGGAUUGGAUUAUGCAUUGAUGACUGGAGGAGAUGUUGCACCACUGGGAUCACAGGCUGUCACAAAAAUACACCAGUUGUUUGAUUGGGCUAAGAAAUCCAAAAAGGGUUUAUUGCUUUUCAUUGACGAAGCUGAUGCAUUCCUAUGCGAGCGGAACAAGACCUAUAUGAGUGAAGCACAAAGAAGUGCACUAAAUGCCCUUCUCUUCCGUACUGGUGACCAGUCUAAAGACAUAGUGCUUGCUCUUGCCACAAACCGUCCUGGUGAUCUUGAUUCAGCUGUGUCAGAUCGCAUUGAUGAGGUCCUAGAAUUCCCCUUGCCCGGGGAAGAGGAGCGCUUUAAACUUCUUAAGCUCUAUCUGGUUAAGUACAUAGCUCAGGCUGGAUCAAAAAAAUCUGGUUUGGUUCAAAAUUUGUUCAAAGGAAAACAACAGCAGAUAGAGAUUAAGGGAUUGUCUGAUGAUAUCAUAAAGGAAGCAGCAACCAAGACUCAUGGAUUUUCUGGAAGGGAAAUAGCAAAACUGAUGGCAAGUGUCCAAGCUGCUGUAUAUGGGAGCAAGAAUUGUGUGCUUGACCCAGCAUUGUUCUGUGAAGUGGUAGAUUAUAAGGUUGCAGAGCAUCAACAGAGAAGAAAAUUAGCAGCCAGUGAUAAAAUUAGUCCAUCAGAUUGCUUGUAGAGAUUGAUUAUGUGGUUAAUACCGUAUCAUUCAUGUAUUAUUGUGGGCAUGCUGUUAUUCAUUCAUAUUUAAUUAUCUCCAACUAAUGGGGAGAUUUUGGAAUUUUAUUAUGACUAGGUUUCAGUUACGAUCAUUUUUCAAUAUUCAGGUUCCUUCGCAGUUAGCUGUUGUUGUCUUCAAGUCUUGAUAAUAUAUAUAACUAGGAAAUAUGCUCGUGUGUU
This is a messenger RNA of Abrus precatorius (Indian licorice), 2210 nucleotides long. RefSeq names its product ATPase family AAA domain-containing protein 3-B-like. Bases 115 to 1989 code for a protein of 624 amino acids. The transcript is spliced from 7 exons. NCBI's taxonomy places the organism in Eukaryota, Viridiplantae, Streptophyta, Magnoliopsida, Fabales, Fabaceae. Gene Ontology annotation, biological process: mitochondrion organization. The record is from RefSeq and is a predicted model, not a curated record. Gene Ontology annotation, cellular component: mitochondrion. Gene Ontology annotation, molecular function: ATP binding; zinc ion binding; ATP hydrolysis activity.